Argentina anserina (silverweed cinquefoil) is the source of this 396-nucleotide messenger RNA. RefSeq names its product defensin-like protein 182. The coding region runs from base 1 to 396 and encodes 131 amino acids. NCBI's taxonomy places the organism in Eukaryota, Viridiplantae, Streptophyta, Magnoliopsida, Rosales, Rosaceae. The record is from RefSeq and is a predicted model, not a curated record. The transcript has 2 exons.
AUGACUAAUCAUUCUGCAACCCUCAUAUUCUUCAUUGCUGCUCUCAUAGUGUACUCAGGAAUAUUUGUGCGGCUUUCAAUGUGCAAAUUUUGCACUGAUGGUUUGGGUGAAUGUGACAACGAUAAAGGUUGCAGUUCAGCUUGCGCCGCGAAAUAUCCCAGUGGCGAGGGAUCUUGCGAGGUCGUAGAAGGUAAUCUAAAGCUGUGUUAUUGCUACUACAACUGUGAAGGACGUCAGCCACCGGCCACAAUAUGCAAUGACAGCAGUUUGGGUGUGUGCGAGUGCGACUGUGACCAAGAUUGCAGUGCAAAGUGUGCAGCCAAACAUCCUGGUGGGCAGGGAUCUUGUAGCGGCUUGCCCUUAAAUAAUGCGUGCCAGUGCUUCUACUUGUGCUAA